This is a messenger RNA of Staurois parvus, 1269 nucleotides long. NCBI's taxonomy places the organism in Eukaryota, Metazoa, Chordata, Amphibia, Anura, Ranidae. The record is from the annotation of a GenBank genome assembly.
AUGGAUCAUUCGAACGAGAAAACUCAGGGGAUAGAACAUUCAGAAAUGUCUAACAAUGUAAGCGAUCCAAAAGGUCCGCCAGCCAAAAUAGCCCGCCUUGAGCAGAAUGGAAGUCCUCUAGGAAGAGGAAGAGUUGGAAGUACAGGAGGAAAAAUGCAAGGGGUGCCUCUUAGACAUUCCGCUCAUAUGAUGAGGACCAGUAUCCGAAAAGGAAAUAUGCUUCCAGUUUUUUGCGUGGUGGAACAUUAUGAAAAUUUCAUUGAAUAUGACUGCAAAGAGGAGCAUGCAGAGUUUGUAUUGGUUAGGAAGGACAUGCUUUUUAACCAGUUGAUUGAAAUGGCUCUACUGUCCCUUGGAUAUUCUCACAGUGCAGCUGCCCAAGCCAAAGGGCUGAUCCAAGUUGGUAAAUGGAAUCCAGUUCCACUUUCCUGUGUUACAGAUGCUCCUGAUGCCACUGUAGCAGAUAUGCUACAAGAUGUGUUUCAUGUGGUCACACUGAAAAUACAACUACAUAGUUGUCCCAAACUUGAAGACUUGCCUCCUGAGCAGUGGUCCCACAUAACAGUACGUAACGCUCUGAAGGACCUGCUGAAAGAUAUGAAUCAGAGUUCACUGGCUAAGGAAUGUCCUCUGUCCCAGAGUAUGAUUUCUUCCAUUGUGAACAGCACUUACUAUGCAAAUGUCUCAGCAGCAAAAUGUCAAGAAUUUGGAAGGUGGUAUAAACAUUUCAAGAAGACAAGAGAUAUGAUGGUUGUAGUUGACAUGGAAGAUGAAUUGUCUCAACAAAAUACAAAUCAUGUGAACUUUGGUCAGCAGCCCAUGCCCGGUAAUACUCCCGAAAGGCCUUCUUCCCCAGGACAGCACUCUCUGAGCAGUCAGCCACCUGUCCGGACACCGCUUCCUAACUUGCAUCCAGGACUUGUAUCUGCUCCCAUCAGCCCUCAGUUAGUAAAUCAGCAGCUGGUGAUGGCUCAGUUACUGAACCAGCAAUACGCAGUGAACAGACUUUUAGCCCAGCAGUCCUUAAACCAGCAGUACUUGAACCACCCUCCUCCAGUCAGUCGAUCAAUUAACAAGCCUUUGGAGCAACAAGUCUCGCCCAACACAGAGGUGUCUUCCGAUAUCUACCAGUGGGUACGUGACGAACUGAAGCGGGCAGGAAUCUCGCAGGCAGUAUUUGCACGUGUGGCUUUCAACCGAACUCAGGUAAAUAAAGUUCUGCUUUUUGCUGUAUUUAUUUUUAUUACACUUUUUUUCUUUUUUGUUUAA